Messenger RNA from Penaeus vannamei (Pacific white shrimp), 7159 nucleotides. RefSeq names its product ADAMTS-like protein 2. NCBI's taxonomy places the organism in Eukaryota, Metazoa, Arthropoda, Malacostraca, Decapoda, Penaeidae. Gene Ontology annotation, biological process: proteolysis; extracellular matrix organization. Gene Ontology annotation, molecular function: metalloendopeptidase activity. The record is from RefSeq and is a predicted model, not a curated record. Gene Ontology annotation, cellular component: extracellular matrix.
GCCAACGGGAAAGCAACAGAAGAGAGCGAUGACGUCACAACAGAAGACUCUCCUGUUAUCACCCGCGUCGCUGCGUCCGUCGCCAACAGCGGGGAAGCGGAGGCGGCGAAGGAAGGGCGAAGAGCAGGCGGUGAUAACGGAGAGGGAGAGGACGUAGCCGACGAUGACGAGGAUGCGGAGUUGGUGGCGGCCGGACGGGAGGAGGCGGAGUCCCAGGAGUCCCUGUCCGCUGCCGCCCGUCUGCCGAAGGCCCAGGCGCUGCAAGGCGUCCACCAGGGCCUCCCUCAGGGUAGCAGCGGGCGCCAAGUGCAGCCCGCGGGUACCCAGGUGGGCAGCCAGGUGAGCAGCCAGGUGGGCAGCCAGGUGGGGACGCAGGUGGGGACGCAGGGGAGCUUCCAGACAGCGCAGACGAUCCAGAGCCUCAACUUCGGCAGGAUCCCGACCUCGUGCGCGCUCUGCUCCCGCGAGAGGAACUUGUGCAGGAUCAUCUCGGGAAUCUUCACCCGGCCGCGCCUUCCCUACGGCUACUCCCUCGUCACUCCCAUUCCCGCGGGAGUGUGCAACGUCACCAUCACAGAGAUGAAGCCGUCAAAGAACUUCUUCGCCCUUCGACGCACCGACGGCACCUACGUCCUCAACGGCAACUGGGACAUCCAGGCAGCGGGACAGUACCAAGCAGGCGGGACAGUUUUCACCUACACGCCGUCAGAUAAUGAUAGCGGGGAACAGCUCGCUGCGCCAGGGCCUCUUAGGGAGUCGAUUGAACUCAUGCUGAUCUCUCAGAGUCCCAACCCCGGCAUCAAAUACGAGUACCGUGUCCCUCUCUCGGAGUACUUGGGCGGGGGCACGGGCGGCCGCACUCCCUCAUCGGGCGGCCUCGUACCCAACAUGGGCGGGAAGGUCGGGCCGGCGUCGACCGGGGUCGGCUCCACGCAGGGCAGGGGCCUGGCCAUCGGGGGCGGGAAUAUUCCUCCGGGGCAAGUGACGCCGUUCCAGGGGAACCCGAGCGUCGGGGGCGCUGGCGGCAUCAGGACUCCUGCCGGCGGCGGGGCGGUCAAGCCGAACCUGGUCCCGCGCGUGCCGGGGCUCCUGCCCUACGGCCCCUCCAACCCCAACAUCGCCAACGGGGGCAUCUUGCCUCUCACGCCCGUCAUCGCCCCGAUUAACCCCGGGGGCGCUCAUGGCACCUUCACUCCCUCCGGCAGCGUGCCCUUCAAGCCCCUCAGCCCCCAGGGAGGGGUGGGCAGGACGGGGGCGGGGACACCGCCGAUAAACCCCGCCUACGUGGGGAGCCAACCACGGCUCCCGACCCUGGAUUCCAGCGGGGGUGUCGCAUCCAGGGGCACUAUUCCAGGGAUCGCUGGCGUCCCGUCACGAGGACAACCCCUAACCCCUAUAGGGACCCCCGGCCAAGGGUCUGGGAACCUCCCCCUCCCCUGGAAUCCCCCGUACACGUCCCAGGACGGCGGCCGCGGACUUCCCUUAGGGACGCCCUUCCAGUUCCCAGGGAGCCCCGGAGGCUCUGGCGUGACCACCGGCUCAGGCUUCCCCGGCCCGAGGCUGCCUGUCCCCUCGCGGCCCGACGGCGGCAGCCUCGAGACCGCCGGCGCGCCCAGGACGGGCUUCCCGCCGGAGUUCCCCAAGAACAGCGUCCCCCUCCGCCCCGUGGCCGUCGCGCGCCCCGGCUCGCCAGGGGCGCGGAGGCCGCCCACCGCGGACGGCGCCGCCUCGAAUACGCACAGGACACGACAUCAACAUGGUACUAAAGGCCGGAGGAAAUCGCCGGGGAAGGAACCGGGCCGCCCGCAGACGCCCUUCGGCCCGGGCGUGCAGCUGACGCAGCCCAACGUGCUUCCGUCCUCGCCGUCUGCGCCUCAAGCCCCCAAUGUGACGACGACACCCGGGCGGCGCAGCAAGAACGGGCGGCGCCGGCAGAAGGUCGAGGGCGCGAGCGGCGAGAGCAGAAGGCGGAAGGGGAGGAAGAGGUCUCGCUUCCAGUGGGCGGAGAAGGGGUUCACGCCCUGCUCCAGGGAGUGCGGGGGAGGCAACCAGACCACCAUCCUGUCGUGCGAGAGGAGGAGGAAGAACAGCGUCGUCGCGGACCGUCACUGCGCCCACCUGCCACGCCCGGAGACCCACACCAUCAUGUGCAACCUGAAGCCUUGCCCCGCCACGUGGAUGCCCGGCGAGUGGGGUCCCUGCAGCGUCUCCUGCGGGAUCGGCGUCCAGACUCGCCCCCUCCUGUGCAAGCAGCAGGUGUCUCCGAACUUCAUCAUGAUGGUUCCCGAAGGCGCGUGUCUCACCCCGCCCACCGUGUCCACUUCGCAGGUGUGCGAGAUGGGGCGGUGCCCGAGUGCCAGCCCGGAGUGGGAUGCCAGCGCCUGGUCCAACUGCUCGGCGCCCUGUGGUCUGGGCAAGCGCUUCCGGCUGGUGAAGUGCGUUGCCUCGGGCGUGCAGGUCCAGGACGGAGAGUGCGAGGGCGCGAGCAGACCCCAGGCGGAGGAAGUGUGUGACAUGGGGUCCUGCGCCACGAGUACCUGGUUCUUCUCGGAGUGGGCGCAGCAGUGCUCGGAGCUUUGCGGCACGGGCGUGCAGAAGAGGCGCGUCCACUGCCUCAGCGCCACGGAGUCCUCGCAAGGAACCUGCCCGGCGGAGGCGCGCCCCGCCGCCACCAGGCCCUGCAGGGGGGAGGGCGGCUGCGGCGGACAGUGGUUCACGGGCCCCUGGGGCGACUGCAGCGAGGAGUGCGGCCCCGGCACGCAGACGAGGUCGGUCGUGUGCGUGACGCUCGCCAAGGGCCUGUGGAAGAUCGCCAAGGACAACCGAUGCCCGUUGCAGGCGCGGCCGCAGGACAACAGGGACUGCAACGCCCGCCCGUGCACGCCCGAGUGGUUCACGUCGGAGUGGUCGGAGUGCUCGGCCUCGUGCGAAGGCGGAGUCAUGCGGCGCGAGGUGACCUGCCUUGACCCCGGCCGCCGCCCCUCCGCCGAGUGCCAGAACGCCACCAAGCCGCCCUCGCGCCAGCCGUGCCACCUGUACUCCUGCGACGCCAUCCCGGCCACGACUUCGGCUUCGGUUCCGUCUUCUACUGCGUUCAUCGUGCCGAGACCGCCGAACGCAGAGAGCGACGAGGAAGCGACAACGGCCCGCCCUCUGGAGACCGAAGGCGACCCGACGACCGAAGAAAAUCCUGCAGGAGUAGAGGACGACCGAGAAGAGGACGCCGACGAGAGAGGCGUGGAAGAGGGAACGGAGAGAACGGGGGAGAUUUACGAAGGAGAGGAAGAAGGCGAGGAGGAGAACGAGCUGGUGGUGGUCGAGGAAACGGGCAGCAUCACCAACGUCAUCCCCGACAAGGACGCGCAGGGGGACGAGUCGGUGUCGGAAGGCGGCGACGAGGACGGCCCGAGGGAGGAGGAGGAAGAGGCCGAGGAAAAGGAGAAGAGGAAGAGGAAGAGGAAGAAGGAGAAGAAGAAGAACCGGCAGAACAAGGACGAGGAGCAGGAAUCCCCUUCGCAGACGCAGCCGGCGACCGUGGCGCCAUCUCUGUCGUGCAUAGACCGGAUCAAGAACUGUCACCUGGUCUUCCGGGCUCGUCUCUGCAGGCUGAAGUACUACAACAGGUUAUGCUGCCGUACGUGUAGUGCCGCCAGGUGAACGGGGUGUGAACGACGAAGGCACUGUAAGCAUUAUGGAGCGGGAGACACACCUACCUAAGAAAUGCUGAUAAUGGUGAUACAGGAGAAGGUGUCAGAGGCGGGAGAAAGGACGGUGUUUGGAGAAAGCAAGAUGGGUGAUUGGAUCCUGCUUGUGUACCGGUGAUUUUUUUUUUUUUUCGUUUUCUGUUUUUGGCGUGGAAGGAAUAUCAUGGAGAGAAAGAAAAAAAAACAAGAUAGAAAUUGUUCUUGUGGACUUUAAUUAUAAGUUAAAUCGAUGUGUCACUUAUGGAAACGUUGAUUUAUGUCAUGAUACACUUGUGAUGGGUUUCCUUGUGACAGUGUUGGUGAAUUCUGAAAAUAUAAGUAGCAAUUCCAGAAAGAAGUUAUUUUAAUUAUGUAUGGAUUUGCGAAUGUCACGAAUGUACGUAAAAAAUCUAGAGGAGGUACUUUUGAUAAUGAUACCAAAAAGUAAACAAAAGGAGGCUAUGCAUUACUAUUUAGCAGCCGAUUUUACGUAUAAAGAAAACGUUUCGUGGAGCGCAUAAAAGAAAACGGACGUGCGAAGACAAGACCAUAUUCAGGGAAAACUCAAACAAAUGUGUUGAGCCUCAAAACCCAGUGAAAUGUGAGGUACACGUGAUGUGUUGACUCUCUUAGACAUUGCAUAGCGUUAGAGGAAAAUAUAUAUGUGUGCAAGAAAGGUUAAUGAACAUUGGUAUAUAGGUAAGGAAGUCUCUAAUAAAGUAGAGACGAAGAUUACGGUGAAUAUAGUGGGACGUUGAUGAAAAGAAAAAGGCAUUAACCCCACAGGUAAUAUUAGGUAGUAAUAUCUUUAUCUUUAAUGGACCAGAUAGUGAUAGUAAUAAUGACUGACAUUUUGAUGGUGCUACGUCUAACUUGACUUCCCUCUUCCUCAAACAAAUUAUCCAAAUGUUCUUUUAUUUCUCAUCCUUAUCCGUAGACACACCUAUCCUUCUUUACAUCACUAUUCAUCUUGUUUGAUUUAUUUCUUCCAUUCAGUUCAUGAAAAAGUCUUCCAAACUGCAACGUGUAAGUUGGACGACCAAGUUUCAAAAAGAUCCGAUUCCUUUCUCCGGACGAAGGAAAGCAUUUCAGCCAAAGGUAUCGAUGGAAAUGCCUGCUGUCGGAACCUGGUCUCUCUCUCUCCGCGCACGAUCUCCCUCCUCCUGUUCUGCAAGAUGUGAUGCCUUUCCCAGCACCAUUUACCUCUCUAUUACCACACUGCCCGAAUCUCUAGUUAAUGUUUUCUCUCUCUCACAGAUAGUUUAAGUUCAUUUCAUUUCAUCUGAUCGUUAGCGUAGAUAUACACACUUUGUGCAUACGCUCUCAUAGCAACAUACUUGUUUAUACACAGUACAGUCGUUGUCACAGACUCUGGCUCAGGAUGCAGAGCGAAGACGGGAUAAAACUCACUCAAACCUUGAGUGGAUCGUCUCUGGGCUACCUUAAUUUGUGCUCUUUCGUAAUAUCCGUUAUUAUGAUAUUCCAAAAUCGAUCGCGCCAGAGCCAGUGACACUGCCUAAUAGACACUCAAAGGCGUGUACAUUCUCCCGUAUAGACACAUACCUCCGCAAACGCACUCGCCUUCCAGGGCACGCGCCACUGUGUAGUUGUAAAAGAAACCCGCGUCAUGGCAGUGGGCACCUCGUGAAUCAUGGCUAAAAGUGGGAAAAGAUCAUUCAGUUGUCCUUUUUCCUUUCUCGCCGAGGCUGUCCAUAGAAAAGCAACGUAGGCUGUUGAUGCUUUCGACGCCAUGUUGCCGAGAUCGUGACUCAAAGGGAAAUUGUCAACAUAUUCUCACUCAUUUCCUCUUUCUCCCUCUCUUGUUGUCCCUUUAAUAUAAUUAUCUUUCCCUUCAUCCACUCUCUUCAUAUAGACUAUGAUGUAUUAUUCUCCUCUCUAUAAUCUCGUUCCCUUAUCUGCGCCUCCAGUUCUUUGUCUGGUCACGUGUCAUAAGCAUGUCUUAGGUCAGUCUAGGUCACAUACUGCGACUGAAUUAGUGUUUCAGUGUACAGCUUCCCCUGUACGUCGUUGUAGCUCACUAUAAGUCAGGUGUACACUCUUGUACUUCUUCAUCAGACCGAACACUAUAUAGAUGAUCUGCAUCGUCUUGUAUAAGAUUUUUUUUCACUGUUUACGGUUCACUGUUGAUGUUGAUGACGUCAGUAAGGAAGACGAUGACGUAAUCACUGCUGCGGUGGCGGGUUUGAGGUCAAAGGUCACAGGGACACGAGUACAUGUAGACAAGGUUGUCCAUAUGUUUAUAUUUCCUUAAUUUUAGACUCUAAGUUUAUUUGAUAUUGUUAUAGAUUUAUUUUCUGUUUAGACAUAACCCUCUUUUUUCAUUAGCUGAGCCGGUCUCUUUGUUACGCUUCUUUCUUAUAUACACUCUGGUAUACUCGAAUUUGGAAAGGCCAGAUACGAUCUCUCGUUUUUUUCUAUUCUUGUUUUCAUGUAUUUCUUUAGGGUUAUUCACCUAUUUGUUUGUCUCAAUCCUUCUCUGUGUUCGACAUCUCUAUACCUGUUGGAUCUGAAUUUUCGUUUCGUUUUCGUAUUUCUAAAAAGGCAGUUCUUGGGGAAUGGUUUGUGUGCCAGACCCGUUACGCAAAGCCUGAAUUUUAUUCUAUUUAUUUUCUUUUUUAUCUGUUUAUGUAUUACUACUAUAUUUUUUAUUUGUUUGACAAGAUAUCCUUCAUAACUUCUCUUUUGUUAUGACUGACGUUAAAAAUGUAAUUUCUGUGCAUUUAACACGGUUCUAAAUAUUAUUUAAGUAUAAAUUUCAGAUAUAUUGAUAUAUAUUGCUUAGUCGAUAAGAGAAAGACGAUAUAUUAUCGUCUUUCUUUUAUCGACGAAGCAAAUUUCUGAUAUGGAAAAUGUUACAAAUUAUAGACUAUACAUAAACUAAGCUACACUUUAUGGACUUCAGCAAUUUACUUUGUCUAUACCCAUGACGACUGUUCUGUCUGUGGAAUUUAUCUUUUAUCAUGUUUUUUUUUCUCUUCUUCUUCUUCUCUUCUUUUUAACAAAUGGUGUCUUGUAUUUCGUUGUCCAUGCAAAAAGGAGUUAAUGAUACUUGUCCUGUAAACCUCUUGAUAUAUUUACUGUUGAUGUUUAUAAAUGUCUUAAGUUCCCAUCUAGAACAUUUUUUAAUGAAAAGCCCGUGAAACCUUUGUAAUAUAUAUGUAUAUUCAUUCUCUUUGAACAUUUUUUUUACUCCUAAAUGUUCCGAAACUCUUUGUAAUAUUUUUAAAAAUCUUAAAUAUCCUGAAAUAUCCGACACAAUUUAAUUCUUCCGAAUCACUCUUAAAACUACCUUGAUAUAUGUUUAUUGUCGUGAAAAAUUUCAUGACCCUUGACCUUGUAAAGUUACUGACCUCUGGCUUGUCAUCGCCGCUUGUCCCUUGCAAAGGUCUCUCCUUGUGCCAUACGCUGUACAUAGGCAUCUACAUGUUCAUUAAAUAAUAAUAAAUUAACUUAUA